AUGUCGAUCAAUUUUCUACGUGAUUUUUCUCUACCAGAAGACUAUUUCUUAUGCAAAUAUGAUGAAAUUGAGGGGGCAAAACCUAUUUGUAGUUACGAACUUUAUAACCAAACAAAACAUAUUCCUUUACCUUGUUAUAAUGAAGAGAGGUGGAAACGAAUUGAAGAAGCACUUGAGUGGAUAGCCAAUGUCGGGGAAGCUUUGACUUUUUUCGAUUUCAAGACCAAAUUUCUUUCGUAUCUCAAUUUUUCUGCCGAACCCGAUCUCAGCGUUAUUGCUUCUUUAUUUAACCAAGAUUCCUCUGCUUACUUCAAUAAACGUAUUUUAUCAUCAAUUGCUCGGCUAGCACUUGAAUUACCCAAACAAAUAAAGCAACCAAUACGAGCUCUUAGAAGGGAGGAAAAUGGCUCUCUAACUUUAAGUCAACUUCAGAUUGCUUCACUUUUAGCAAAUGCUUUUUAUUCAACUUUUACUGCUCGAAAUUUUGGAGAAUUUAAUAGAAUUAAUUUUAUCAGGCUAUUUACUCGCAAAACUCCCAAGGCAGCAGAAAAAUUGAAAUGUAUUCUGCACUAUUUUUUUCAAUUUUUUAAAAAUCCUCCAACUGGGACAGUCUCGAUUAUUCGUCAAAAACUUAAUUGUGAAAUGGAACCAAAAUGGGAUGAAAUUGAAUUUCCUUUAGUUAAUUUGAAUGCUUUACCCAAUGGAAGAAUAGAAAAUGAGGGAGAAAAGAUGACUCAAGUAGAUUUUGCAAAUGAAUAUAUUGGUGGGGGUGUACUUGGAUAUGGACUUGUACAGGAAGAAAUUCGUUUCCUAAUAUGCCCAGAAUUAAUCAUUUCUUGCCUUGUUUGUGAAAAGAUGGAAAAGAAUGAAGCAAUAUUAAUUAUUGGAGCGGAAAGGUAUUCAGAUUAUCAAGGUUAUGGAAGUACUUUUUGUUGGAAAUAUCGUCAAAGAGAUGUUUCUUCGCAAAGAGAUGCCAUGGGAAGAGUAAUGUCAGAAUUAUUAGCAAUUGAUGCACUCAACUUUACCCAUCCUUUGGAACAAUUUUUUGAAGGAUAUAUUCGUCGUGAACUUCGCAAAGCAUUUAUAGGAUUUGCGAUACGUACAGCUUGGAGUUUUGAUCAAAUAGCUACAGGCAAUUGGGGAUGUGGAGUUUUUGGAGGAGAUUUGCACUUAAAAAGUUUGUGGAAUUUUUUUUAUGUUAAGCGGACCUCUCAUAAGAUUAGGGCUGAAAAGAGGGCUUGGUACCUCCUCCGCCCACCAGUCGGCCAAAUUUUAGAAAUAUUUUAUUUGAGAGGUAUCUUAUAUUUGGAGUAUCUUAAAUAG
This is a messenger RNA of Meloidogyne enterolobii, 1323 nucleotides long. NCBI's taxonomy places the organism in Eukaryota, Metazoa, Nematoda, Chromadorea, Rhabditida, Meloidogynidae. The record is from the annotation of a GenBank genome assembly.